UAAUGAUUCCUGAGGGACCCUGAACACUUUACUGAAAGAGAAACCCUAUAAAGCCACUGUGUGUGUGUGUGAGAAGCUCAGUCUGAGUGCAGCCAUGGCCAAGCUGGUGGAGUGUGUGCCCAAUUUCUCCGAGGGACGAAAUAAAGAGGUGAUUAAGGCCAUCGCCGACGCCGUUUCUGCUACAGAGGGCUGCAGCGUGCUGGACGUGGACCCUGGAGCCUCCACAAACCGUACCGUGUACACGUUCGUGGGUUCUCCUCAGGCCGUGGUGGAGGGAGCGCUGAACGCUGCACAUGCUGCUUUCAACCUUAUCGACAUGACCAAGCACAAGGGCGAGCACCCGCGGAGCGGCGCUAUGGACGUGUGUCCCUUCAUCCCAGUGCAGAACACCAGCAUGGAGGAGUGUGUGACCUGCGCUAACGAGUUUGGGAGGAGAUUAGCGGAGAUGCUGCAUGUACCAGUGUACCUGUACGGAGAGGCGGCAAGGAGUGAAAGCAGGCGCUCUCUGCCGUCUAUCCGUGCGGGAGAGUAUGAAGCUUUACUGGAGAAGCUGAAGAAGAGCGAGUGGGCUCCAGAUUUCGGUCCGGCCACGUUUGUCCCUUCGUGGGGCGCAACAGUCACCGGAGCUCGGAAAUUCCUCAUCGCUUACAACGUGAACCUGCUGAGCACCAAGGAACAAGCUCACCGAAUCGCUCUGGACAUCCGGGAGCAGGGCAGGGGCAAAGGACAGCCAGGGCUGCUGAAGAAGGUGCAGGGGAUGGGCUGGUACCUGGACGAGGCUAACCUAGCUCAGGUGUCCACCAACAUCCUGGACUUCGAGGUCACUCCUCUCCACACCGUCUACGAGGAAAUCUGCAGAGACGCGAGGGAGUUGAACCUGUCGGUGGUCGGAUCUCAGAUUGUCGGUCUGAUUCCUCUGAAAGCAGUGCUGGACUGUGCAGAGUAUUACAUCCGGAAAGAGAAACUCUUCAUCUUAGAAGAGGAGCACAAAGUGCGUCUGGUCAUUAGUAAACUGGGUUUGGACUCUCUGGGGCCGUUUGUUCCUAAAGAGAGAAUCAUAGAGUACAUGGUAGAAGCCGAUCAGAAGGAGGGACAGCUGGCAUCUCUUUCUCUGCGCCAGUUUGUCCGAAGCGUCGGUGCUCGAACCCCGGCGCCUGGAGGGGGCUCUGUUUCUGCAGCGAUCGCUGCCAUGGGUGCGGCUCUGGGCUGUAUGGUGGGACAGAUGACAUACGGUAAGAAGCAGUUCGAGGCGUUGGAUGGUGUGAUGCGGAGACUCAUCCCUCCUUUCCACCAGGCCAUGGACGAGCUGCUGCUAAUCGUAGAUGCUGAUUCUACUGCCUUCAACAGCUACAUGGCUGCCCUGAAAAUGCCCAAAAGCACAGCGGAGGAAAUUCAGAGGAGAGACGAGGCCAUGCAGGACGGACUGAAGAAAGCAGUCAGUGUACCCAUGUCUCUGGCUGAGAGAGUGAUGCUGCUGUGGCCGGUGCUGAAGGAGCUGGUGACGUACGGCAACCUGGCCUGCAAAUCAGACGUCCAGGUAGCAACUAAAGCUCUGGAGACGGCCGUGUUUGGUGCUUAUUACAACGUCAUCAUCAACCUGAAAGACAUCACCGAUGAGACAUUCAAGAGCACCAUGGAGGAGAGAGCAUCUGCGCUGCUAAAGCAGGCCACUGAGAGUGUUAAUGAAGUGCUGGAUGCUGCCAGCAAACGCCACUGAACACACACACACACACACACACACACACACACACACACACAUACACACACACACACACACAGCAAAUGAGUAUUUAAUCUCCAAAGUUCAGCAUUAUAGUAAACACACUAACAGACACCUGUAGAGAUUCAGAGCUCAUUCUGAGACACAACACACACACACACACACACACAUACACACACACACACGGGAGCAUGAAGGAGGGAAGUGUGUGUAUCAGGACCUGGCUGAAACACACACAGUUGUUGUAUGGAUGGCGUGGGUAUAAUUCUCUAACAGACACACAGCACUGUUCCACUUCAUGAUCAUUAAUCAUUUGUGCCUCAGGCUGUAAACACAAUAUUUAAUAAAAAUCAUUUAACACUCGGA
Molecule: messenger RNA, 2086 nt
Organism: Ictalurus furcatus (blue catfish)
Lineage: Eukaryota; Metazoa; Chordata; Actinopteri; Siluriformes; Ictaluridae
Gene: ftcd
Product: formimidoyltransferase cyclodeaminase
Exons: 14
Coding region: 95-1717 (540 amino acids)
Molecular function (GO): folic acid binding; transferase activity
Source: RefSeq, a predicted model, not a curated record